Messenger RNA from Pteropus alecto (black flying fox), 3099 nucleotides. RefSeq names its product TRAF3 interacting protein 3 (gene TRAF3IP3). The record is from RefSeq and is a predicted model, not a curated record. Lineage: Eukaryota; Metazoa; Chordata; Mammalia; Chiroptera; Pteropodidae. Bases 2316 to 2864 code for a protein of 182 amino acids. The transcript has 7 exons.
CUUUAAACAUAUGCAGAUCUUUUCAAUGUCUGGUUGAAUGGAAAACGGCCAUGGUCAAUGUGCUGCGAUACUCCAUUUUUGGUUGAAGCAUAUGAAGAAAACUUGGUUUCAUUCAGAUCUGUAGUUGGAAAAGGGAAGACCUCCCUUGCAAAGGUCUCGUGGGUUCCCACAUUGAAGGACCCCACACUGAAACCCCUAGACUAGUGCGUUCAGGGAGCUGCAGACAUUUGGCACCACCAGAGCAUAAAGCACCAGGUGCAAAGAGAGAACGCACAACCUCACGGGCCUCAGUGAACAGCUAACCUGCCACAUAGACGGCUUGUGCUUAGACAGAGAAACGUAAGGGGGUGGAACAAAACUGAGACGUUGCAGUGAUGUAAAACGCUUCCCAAGCUCGGCCCUUCCUCCUCACAUCUGUCAUUGUACCUGGGUUUAGGCAUCUAUGUUCGAAGUUCCUGAUUUAAGGAAGUCAUUUCCAUCAGUAGACCAGGAGCUUGGGGCAGACAGCUGUGCAUGCCAGGUGGCUUCCAGUGCUGAACUAAAUCGAGAUCAUCUAACUCCUUUAUUCAACAGACAUUUGAUAAGUUCCCACUACAUGCUGGGCUCUGUGUUACAAGGGAAAAAAAGACUAGAGUCCUUACUCCUGAAAAGCUCACGCUCCAGCCAGGAAGAGAGAAACAUGUAAUAGACAAUCUAAUACAGCAUGAUAAAGCUACAACAGCAGUGUCUACAAAGUGACACAGGCUAAAGAGAAGACAGCUAUUAUUCUGCCCGAGGUGUAAUAGGGUAGGCUCUACGAGACAGACACCAUUUCAGCUGGGUCAUGAAGGAUGAGUAGGAGUUUACCAGGACAGAAGUGGGAAGGAUGAUGGGGAAGAAAAAGCAGAAAGGUAAAGAAACCAGAAUGAUGACAGGUGUAGGUAUGACAAAGCACUGCAUGUAGCAGAGUGUGGCUGAAAUUAAGGGAUCACGUCAGGAGAGUUCCAAAGACCAGAAAUGGCCUAACAGGUCUUUAGAAUUAUGAGGUUUAAACUUUUUCUGUUUAACAGGGUAUUUCAAACCUAAAUAAUGUAUGGACUCCAUUUUAGAGGAAAAACACAGAUAUCUCAGAUCCAUGAGAUUUUGUAUUACACCCGGUUUGAGAAACACUGCUAUAGAGGAUAAGCAGGGUAGCAACGGAACUAUGCUUCAUGUGGGUUUAAAGUCCUACAAUGUCUGGCCCAUCCUUAGAAGGAACUCAAUUUAUAGCUCUGGAACUGAAUGGAAAGUGAAUGAUGAGAUCUGCUUUAAAAGGUUCUCUGAUAACAAUGAGGACCCUAGCUCUGGGGCGUAGGGGUGGGGGGUGAAACUCUUAUAUCUCAGGUAAGACACAAUCGGAGCGUGAAUGACAGCAAGCCGGGUGGGAAUGGGAAGGGGAGUUAAGAGACAGGUAGACCAAGAGGGGCAGUUUCACUCCAUACUCCAGCAGAGGUUCCUCCGCUGUGGUUUUCUCUCUCCCUUCUUCCCAUCCCUCCCACUACUCACCCUUCUCUUCCUCCUCCCUACCAACGCCCCAGCUUCCUGUUUUUAAGAAAAAUGGUCUCAUACUUUUCAGUUAAUAGCUUUUGCUUCCCUCAAAACAAGACAAUUCAACCUUCUACCUCCCACGGAAGCCUCAACUUCAAAGAAAGGACAGCCCCAGUUUGUGAUACUUGGGGAAAAAAACUGGGAGAAUGUGGUCAGAAUAGGAACUCUGGCAUUCGGCCCAGGUCAGGCGUUUAUUUUUCCCAUUUGGCAUCCUUGAUAUGAAUCUCGAAUUUCACAUGCAGAAAAGCUCAGUGCAAACUGUCAGAACCGCCAGGAUCGGCUCCCACCAUCGCCUCCACCUCCAAGCUGACUCUGGGCCUUUUGGAUGCAAUAGACCCCAGGGCACUACUGAGACUCCAACCUUCUGAACAGAAACGGUUCGGGCGGGAGAGAAAGUGAGCUCUCAGCACUGGGCAAUACAAAAACAGGAGCAGGACACAAGUGGGUUUUUAAGUUCCGCAAAGUGGAAAUGAGAUCUUGAGAUGACAAUGCAGCAGGGGAUUGGCUGCAAGUCCUAAGCCACCUCUGCUAGAACAGAAACGAGCUGUGUGGGUCGGCUGUGUGGUGAGCUAGCUGCUUGUGCUUCUGGAGAACAAACAGAUCAGAGGCAGGGGAAAGCCACGCAGAAGCAGGAGCUGAAGCCCUCAGACCGGCACCAGGGACAGCUUAAUGAAGACAAACUGAAGGGCAAACUGAGAUCCUUAGAAAACCAGCUAUUCACCUGUACCCAGAAAUAUUCCCCUUGGGGAAUGAAAAAGGUGCUAAUGGAGAUGGAAGAUCAGAAAAACAGCUAUGAACAGAAGGCCAAGGAGUCACUGCAGAAAGUGCUGGAGGAGAAAAUGAGCGCAGAGCAGCAGCUGCAGAGCACGCAGAGGUCCCUGGCUCUGGCUGAGCAGAAGUGUGAAGAGUGGAGGAGCCAGUACGAGGCGCUGAAGGAGGACUGGAGGACCCUGGGGACCCAGCACCAAGAGCUGGAAAGCCAACUCCACGUGCUUCAGUCCAAACUACAGGGAGCAGACAGUAGAGACCUUCAGAUGAACCAGGCUCUUCGACUUUUGGAGAACGAGCACCAGGAACUGCAGGCCAAGAUUGAACACCUGCAGGGGGACAGAGACCUGUGUGGCUCAGAUACCCAGCACUUACAAGAUCAGCUAAAGAGGUCAGAGGAGGAGAAACUCACCCUGGAGACCAAAGUACAGCAGUUGCAGAGUCUGCUUCAGAAUCAAUCCUUACAGCUUCAAGAACAGGAGAAACUCUUAACAAAGAAAGGUCAGCAAAUUUACUUCCACAAAUUCUAAGAUACUGCUCUUUCCUUGCCCACCUAGAGGCAGGGGGAUGGACUACAUGACCUAUUAGGAGUCUGGUAGGUCAGGGAUCUAGGGAAGCAUUUCAAGGACUGGUCACUGGCUCUGAGAACACGUCAACUAGUUAGCCUCCUAUCCUGAGAGGUAUAUAAACUGUGAAAAGGAUUUUUACUCCCCCUUUAAACAUGUCUGUGUUGAACAUUUCAAUAAAUUGAUUUUGAACUCAGGA